Linum trigynum is the source of this 3771-nucleotide messenger RNA. Lineage: Eukaryota; Viridiplantae; Streptophyta; Magnoliopsida; Malpighiales; Linaceae. The record is from the annotation of a GenBank genome assembly.
CAGUAAAACAUAUUGGUUCAGUUCAGCUCCAACAUGACUUUAUCCUUGAUCGAGUAUUACAUGUCCCUGAAUUUAAAUGUAACCUCGUCUCGGUGAGCCGAUUGACUAAGGAUAAUCGUGUUGCCUUGAUUUUUCUGGAUAAUUUUUGCGUAAUUCAUGACUUACGCUCUAAGAAAUUGAUUGGGAAAGGUGAGCUACACGAUGGAUUGUAUUAUCUACGCUUGUUUGGGGCUGCACAAACAAGUGCGUGUGCUGUGGAGCGUGGAGGUACAAGUUCGGCGACUCUUUGGCAUGCUCGCCUUGGGCAUCCGUCUCCAGAAAAGACUUUGCAUUUGAAACACUUAUUAUCUUUUCCUGUUGGUUUGAAUACUGGCCCUUGUCAUUCUUGUUUACGGGCAAAACAGACACGAGAACCUUUUUAUUCGAGCAUGAUUAAGACUACUACUAGAUUUGAACUCAUUCAAGUUGAUAUCUGGGGAGGUUAUAAAAUUGCUUCACUCAGUGGUGCUCAUUAUUUCCUAACCAUUGUGGAUGAUUUUACUCGUGGUGUCUGGGUCUAUCUCUUGCGCUACAAGUCAGAGGUCAAACGCUAUCUGCUCCAGUUCUGCAACAUGGUUCGGUCUCAAUUUAACUGUACAGUCAAGCGCAUUCAGGCUGAUAAUGGGUAUGAGUUUCAAACCACUGGUCUUGUUGACUUCUAUGAGCAGGAAGGCAUUGUGUUGCAGACUUCGUGCACUGACACGCCACAACAAAAUGGAGUUGUCGAGCGAAAGCAUCGCCAUAUUCAAGAUACCGCUCGCGCACUCCGAUUUCAGGCAAGCUUACCUAUCCGGUUUUGGGGGGAAUGUAUUCUUACAGCAGUUUACUUGAUCAAUCGACUUCCCACCAAAGCCACCGGUAAGACACCAUUUGAACUAAUUUUUGGUCGCACUGCAACUUAUCGUCACCUUCGUGUCUUUGGUUGUCUUGUAUAUUACAAGGACACGCAUGCCCACUUGGAUAAGUUUGGUGAACGAGGGUGUGCAGGUUUGUUCUUAGGCUAUGCCGCAAGUCAGAAGGGAUACAGGAUUUAUGACUUGACUUCUCGUCGCCUUAUCACUUCCCGCGACGUGAAAUUUCAAGAGGAUAUAUUUCCGUUUCAAGAUGGUACCCAUAAAACUCUUCAUUGGAUCCCUCAUCCUCCUAUUGCAGCUGUGCCUGAGUCCCCCGACUCUUCUCCUCUGACGAGCCCGGAGCAUUCACCUACUGGGCCGGAGCCCAGCUCUCCUGAUGCUUCAUUCGGGCCCUCUUCCUCCAACCCAACGCAGCCCAAGUCGCCCUCUCCUCAUACGUCCUCCGUCCCUGCUAAUACUGGGCCAACCCAGCUGGAUAAUGGGCCGGAGUCCAGCUCCUCAUCUCCUUUGUCUGGGCCAUAUGCUUCCAGCCCAGGACCUCACGCUGAGACCACUUGUCCCUCGGCCGAUUCCCCUGCUCCAGUGGUUCGGCGUAGUGAUCGUGUGCGCCACCGCCCCAAAUACUUGGCCGAUUAUGAUACCAACCUUGCACCACACUCCGGACAGGGAAGCACCACUAAUCUCGUUCGUUACCCUCUUGCAAGUCAUGUUAAUUAUACUCAUUUUAAGCCUGUUUAUCGUGCCUUUCUUGCAGCUCAAACACACUAUGAUGAACCCCGAUUCUUCUACCAAGCUGUGCGCGAACAAGUUUGGCGGGAUUCCAUGACUAGAGAGAUUCGUGCAUUAGAAGAAAAUGGCACGUGGAGUCUUGUUUUCUUACCCCCUGGUAAACGUACUAUUGCUGCCAAGUGGGUCUACAAAAUCAAGUUCUAUCUUGACGAAACCAUCGAGCGCUUCAAGGCACGUUUGGUUGCGAAAGGCUACACCCAGAUAGAGGGACAGGAUUUCCAUGACACCUUUGCUCCUGUUGCUAAGCACGUCACCAUUCGUUGCCUCAUCGCCAUUGCUGUCAAUCGCGGUUGGCACUUACAUAAACUCGACGUCAACAAUGCGUUCCUCCAUGGUGACCUUGAUGAGGAGAUUUGCAUGGAGAUUCCUCCUGGUUUUCGUAAGCCUGGUGAUACUCGUGUAUGUCGCCUUCACAAAUCCCUGUAUGGACAGCGUCAAGCUUCGCGACAGUGGUACCAAAAAUUCACCACCUCUCUCUGCGAAUUUGGUUUUCGCUCCUCUCCUGCUGACGCGGCUCUCUUUAUCUACCAGCGGGGCAGUACCUUCGUCACCGCUUUAAUCUAUGUUGACGAUGUCAUCUUGGCUGUUAAUGACUUGGACUUUAUCUCACAGGUGAAGCAAUUUCUUGACAAGAAGUUCAGUAUUAAAGAUCUUGGCAUCCUCCGCUACUUUCUCGGCAUUGAGGUUGCCCGCACUUUUGAUGGCGUUGUGCUUAAUCAACGCAAGUACACUCUUGAUAUUCUUGAAGAUGCAAGUGUUGAGGCUUCUCGACCGAGCUCGUUUCCCAUCGAGCAGAAUCAUCAGCUCACUCGUACUACUGAUGAUCUUCUAGCCGACCCCUCCCCUUACCGACGCCUCGUAGGGCGCUUGCUUUACUUGACAGUGACGCGUCCGGAUAUUAAUUUUGUUGUCAACAUUCUUAGCCGGUUCGUUCAUGCCCCUAGUACAGUGCAUUGGGAUGCUGCCCUCCGGUAUCUAAAAUCAGCACCAGGCCAAGGCCUGUUCUUUCCAAAGAACAGUAAUUUGCAGCUCACUGCUUACUGUGAUGCUGAUUGGGGUGGCUGUCAGCGCACACGCCGCUCAACCACAGGUUUCUUCAUCAGUUUAGGUGGCGCCCCCAUAUCUUGGAGCACCAAACAACAACAGGUUGUGGCGCGCUCCUCAGCUGAAGCGGAAUACCGUGCCAUGGCCAGCACAGUUAGUGAGGUUGUCUGGCUCCGCUGGUUACUCGCAGAACUCGGUGUUCCUCAGACUGCCUCUACCCCUCUGCACUGCGACAAUCAGGCGGCUCUUCACAUCUCCAACAACCCUGUCUUCCACGAGCGUACCAAACAUGUGGAGAUGGACUGUCAUUUUGUUCGAGAACGCGUUAUGUCCGGUGAUAUCCUUCCAGUCAAGAUUCACACUGAUCAGCAACUUGCUGAUAUCUUCACCAAAGGACUUGGCUCCGAUCGUUUUCAUUCCCUUCUUUCGAAACUGCACAUUCGGGAUCUUCAUGUGUCAGUUUGCGGGGGAGUAUUGGGCUGUACAGAUCCAGCCCACGUACGUGAUGCCCAUGCCCACGAGAAUUGUGCGGCUGCUGCCCAUGUUGCCCAUGCAACUCAUGUAGCCGUACCCUGCCAGGACAUGGACUCCUCUUGUAUACGUACACAUUGUACCCUAGAUGCUAGUGACAAUGGGUAUAAAUAUGUAACCACGGCAAUACGCCGUAAUUAUCAAUAACAUAAGUCGCAUAUUCCCGUGGAUGUAAGCCUCACCCACUGUGAGGAAGAACCACGUAAAAUCGUUGUCUCUCGUAUCACUUUCACAUAAUUUUACACGGAGGGCGUCCAUGAACCAGAUCAGGGAGCUCCUAACAGUCGGUGAUUCGGCGAGCGAGGGCUGUGGCAAGAGGAAUGUGAGGAGGAUGAUGAGGGCCGAGAUGGGAAUCAUAUUGAUCUGGUUUCGAGCCAUUACGAGGGAGUAUUGGAUUCUUUUCUAACGAUUCGAAUUAUUGCGACCAACUAACUGGGUUUUGACUUUUGAGGGUGAAGUGUUGUGUUAUGGGAGGGAGGGAUGUUGGCCGUUCAAAUAUAUAGCGCAGUCGGCC